CCCCAAAAUUAAACAAUGGAGUCAUCGUCUCCUUCAAUACUGAAAAUCUUAUCGGACGACAUCCUCUUAAUAAUCGGAUCUCUACUGAGCGGAGAGUCAGACCGGAAAUCAUUCCGCAGCACAUGCAAGACAUUUUACCGGGUCGACUCGGUCCAAAGAACACAUAUCCGGAUACUCAGACCCGAGUUCAUAUCAUCCCUCCUCUUUAAACUCCCACGCAUCAACUCAAUCGACCUCUCCGUAUGUCCACGCAUAGAUGACGUAGCUGUUUCUUCCCUCUUCCUAAUAAUUGAUAAUCCAAACACAGCCGCCCAGAUUUGGACACACAGGAUAAAGCGGCUGAGUCUGAGUCGGUGCUCCGGGUUGAGAUUCAACGGGCUAUCAAUGCUUAUGAAGAACUGCGUGAAUAUAGAGAGUGUUGACGUGUCUUAUUGUUCUGGGUUUGGAGAUCUCGAGGCGGCGGCUCUUUCUUUGGCUGCUGGUAUGAAGGAACUUAUAUUGGACAAGUGUAUGAAUAUAAGCGAUGUCGGAUUGGCUAAAAUAGCUGUCGGAUGUCCGAACCUCGAGAAACUAUCUCUCAGGUGGUGCUUCGAUAUCACAGAUAUUGGCCUUCAACUUCUAUCCAGCAAAUGUGCUCUUUUGAAACAUCUCGACAUUUCAUACUUGAAGGUUUCUAGCGAGUCAUUGCGUUGGAUUGGUGGAAUGAGGAGGUUGGAAAUACUGCAAAUGGUGGGAUGUGGAUCUGUGGAUGAUAAUGGAUUGCAUUAUAUUGGAAAAGGAUGCCCUUCGCUUAAGGUACUAGAUAUAUCAAGGUGUGAGAGGUUGAGCUCGUCGGCAUUAGUUUCAGUCAUCAAAGGACAUAAUUACAACUUAUUGCAUAUUUGCGCCAGCUAUUGUUUUUCUGAGCUUGACGGGAGUUUAGUGGAGCAGUUUAAGGAUCUAACGAGUUUGAAAGUGCUGAGGAUUGACGGGGCACGUGUUUCUGAUGCUACCCUCAAAAUAAUUUCCCAAUAUUGCAAUUUAUUAACAGAAAUAGGGCUUGGAAAAUGCAGUGUGACAGACAUGGGAAUUAUGGAUCUCGUCUCUGGCUGUCGGAAUUUGAAAACAAUUAAUUUAACAUGUUGUAGCAAACUCACUGAUUCAUCAAUAUUAGCAAUUUCGUACUCUUGUCGGGAUCUUUUAUGCCUUAAGUUAGAGUGCUGCAACUUACUCAGCGAGACGAGUCUCCGCUAUCUUGCUUCACACUGCACCAAACUUGAGGAGAUUGAUCUUACCGAUUGUUCUGGAAUUAACGACACAGGCUUGAAAUAUCUAUCGAAUUGUUCGGAGCUUGUAUCCUUGAAACUUGGACUGUGCACUAAUAUUUCAGACAAGGGAUUGUCAUAUAUCGCUUCGAAUUGCUUUAAGAUUCGGGAACUCGAUUUAUACAGGUGUAAAAAAAUAGGUGAUGAUGGGUUAGCUGCUCUGUCACGUGGCUGCAAAAAACUACGGAGACUAAUUUUAUCCUACUGCGAUAAAGUUAGUGACAGAGGGAUGGAAUAUCUGAGCUGUCUGGAUGAACUCUCGGAUAUGGAAUUACGAAGUCUUCCGAAGAUUAGUGGGGUUGGAUUGAGAAAACUUGCGGCUGGAUGCAGGAGAUUAUCUGAAUUGGAUCUCAAAAAUUGUCAAAACGUUGACGAUUCUGGAUUUUGGGCCAUGGCUUACUAUUCAACAAAUUUGCAGCAGAUGAAUUUCGGCGGAACUGGAAUAUCGGAUGUGGGACUAUGCAUGGUGAUGGGGAACUUAACUCGUCUACAAGAUGCAAAGUUAGUUAAUCUUGAUAAUGUAUCGGUAAAUGGGUUCGAGCUAGCCCUUAGAGCAUCAUGUGCACGCCUCAAAAAGGUCAAGUUGCUCGCCUCCCUUAGGCCACUUCUUUCUUCUCAAAUUAUCCAUACCUUACAAAUUAACGGUUGCAGGGUUAGAUGGGAUUAGUAGAUGUAUGUAUGUAUGAUCAUUGAUCACACGCGCACACGCACACACCCUUUUCUUCUUCCGUCUCGUUCACAAUGAUCUUUCUCUUAUUGAUUAAUGUCUUAAGAGAACAUGAAUUGAUGUCAUUGAUAAUGAUACUCUGUAUUGUAUGUCAUUA
Messenger RNA from Erythranthe guttata (spotted monkey flower), 2128 nucleotides. Its product is annotated as F-box family protein. Gene Ontology annotation, molecular function: protein binding. Gene Ontology annotation, biological process: SCF-dependent proteasomal ubiquitin-dependent protein catabolic process. Lineage: Eukaryota; Viridiplantae; Streptophyta; Magnoliopsida; Lamiales; Phrymaceae. Gene Ontology annotation, cellular component: SCF ubiquitin ligase complex. The record is from RefSeq and is a predicted model, not a curated record.